UCGGUUGUUUAAAAAAAAAAAAAAAAAAAAAAAAAUAUUCUUACAAAUAAAAAAAUCUAUAAAAAUGUGUCAUUGGUUUUAUCAUCUUCUAGUUGGCAUAGUUUUAUUUUACAUAAAUGGUGUUAAAGCUGAUUUCAAAUAUAAUGUCAGUCUAGCACAAAUGCAUACCUGUCGCCAUUAUAGUAUACCCAAUAAUCGGGGUUAUAGUUAUGCGGAUUUUUUUCAUAUACCUCAAUUAAAUAAUAAUAAAUUGGCCAAAACGGAACUGUUACAUUUGAAAUUUUAUGUAAUGACCGCUAGAGAUGCUCAUAUUUUGUUAGCGGUUAAUGAGCGUCCCAAAUUAAUGGAUCGUGUAUAUGAAAUUGUCAUUGGUGCGGGUCGUAAUCAAUUUUCUACUAUACGUACCAGCAUGGGACGUCGUCGUGUGGCUACUAAUCAGGAGCCAAAUAUUUUAUCAAUGCUUGAUCCCACACCCAUUGAAAUUAUACAAACGAAGGAUGCCAGUUUAUUGGUUUAUAUACCCGGCUAUAAGGAAGAACCUUUAUUAAAUUUCACCGAUGCCUCUCCAUUAAAUAUCAACUAUAUAAGUUUUACUACUUAUGAUAAUAUACCUGCUAGUUGGUUUUUUGAUUGCCAGUUUGAUGGCUUUUCGAAUGAAUUGGAGGAAGUUGUCAGACCUUUAAGUCCUUAUCAAUAUUUAUUGGCGAAUAUUACCUCGAAAGCUGAAAAUGCUUCAUUUCCUCCUACAUUAAACAGCAUUGAUUUUUCUUUUAAUAUUGCUUCGAUACGUUAUCAACAUGAUCAUGGUUUUUUGCAAUCCCGUUUGAAUGUGAUAUUGAAUUGGCAGGAUCCUCGCAUACAAUGGAAACCUGAAAAUUUCAGUUUUAUUGAUACCAUACAAUAUAAUGAAUAUGAUAUUUGGAUGCCACAUCUAAUGGUCAUAAAUGCCGCCGGUAAAAGUCAUCGUAUUUUCGAUUUCUAUCAUGAGGUAAGAAUUGAAAGUAAUGGUUCGAUUACCUUAAACUUUCCCGAUGCCAUACUCACCACUUGGUGCGUAAAUGCCGAAGAAAACUGGCCCAAUGAACAUUUAAAAUGCGAAAUUGAAUUUGGUUUAGAAUCAGGACCUUUGGAGAAAUUACCUUUAAUCUAUAAAGAUAAAAUGCCUCAUGAUAAUGUGGACUCACUAAGCGAAUGGCAUUUACAUAGGAUAUCUGUGAAUCCCAUAGUUAAAGGUAUGAUAGCAAGGUUUACCGAUAAAGAUAUUAUACAGUCAAUGGAUGGAGAUAUUUCUAUAAUAUUUGAAAUAUCAAGAAAUAGUACAUUUUAUAAGAAUGUUUUCUCUGUGCCGAUAUUGGCUUGUCAAAUUUUGAUUAUUUUAUCCUUUUUACUGAGAGGUUAUCGUCGUGGUGCUUUAAUUUUGGUGGUUAUUUUAAUUUUAAUGUUGGGUUUAAUGUUUAUCACUAAACAUGCCCCUACGCCCUAUGUGCCCAAUAUAAUGAUUGCUUAUCAGCACAUUUUACGCAUAGCCACUUUCUGUUAUAUGCUGCAUAUUGCCUUAAUGUGGUUGGAAUUAUAUCCACCCAAGACUAAGCCCCAUGAUUGGUUAAUGUCGGCCGUAAAUUUCUCUCCCUUACGUUUGUUUUUGUGCAUGAGAUUAGCUGAUUCGAAUGAUUUUAUUGAGGUUCAACAACAUCCCUGGAAGGAAAUUGCCAAAACUUUAAAUGCUUUAUGUUUUGUAAUAGUUAAUAUAAUUUUAAUUCUUACUGUGGUCAUUUUGUUGCCCCACGCUUAAGUUUCAAUUUUUUAACCUCAAAUUUUAUUUCGUUAAUUAAAUUGUAUAUAAAUAAAGUCCAAAUA
Lucilia sericata (common green bottle fly) is the source of this 1857-nucleotide messenger RNA. It is a transcript of the gene NtR, whose product is annotated as neuronal acetylcholine receptor subunit beta-4. Gene Ontology annotation, cellular component: membrane. NCBI's taxonomy places the organism in Eukaryota, Metazoa, Arthropoda, Insecta, Diptera, Calliphoridae. Gene Ontology annotation, molecular function: extracellular ligand-gated monoatomic ion channel activity. The transcript is spliced from 8 exons. Gene Ontology annotation, biological process: monoatomic ion transport. Bases 65 to 1792 code for a protein of 575 amino acids. The record is from RefSeq and is a predicted model, not a curated record.